This is a messenger RNA of Bathycoccus prasinos, 1488 nucleotides long. RefSeq names its product carboxyl-terminal protease. The record is from RefSeq and is a predicted model, not a curated record. Gene Ontology annotation, biological process: proteolysis. The transcript has a single exon. Gene Ontology annotation, molecular function: endopeptidase activity; serine-type peptidase activity; protein binding. Bases 1 to 1488 code for a protein of 495 amino acids. Lineage: Eukaryota; Viridiplantae; Chlorophyta; Mamiellophyceae; Mamiellales; Bathycoccaceae.
AUGACGACGAUGCGCUCAGGGUCAAAACCGUUGCACGAUAUUAAUACUACUCAGAAUAACAAAAAGAACAACUCGAGUUUGAGGAGGAGGAUUUUGAGGACGACGAGAGGGAGGAGGACGAGGAUAGGGGAUUCUUCUUCUUCUUCACCUGUAUCUUCUUUGGAUGAUGUUGAAAAUGAUGACGACGAGAAUAAAAAAGGCGACGAUGCGAAUACGAAUCCAUUCGCGACUACUCUUUUCGCAGGGGCUCUGUGUUGUUGCAUCUUCGGCGUGACUGAUGUUCGAGUCGCGAACGCGGUGACGGAGAACCAGCUCUUAUUCUUGGAAGCGUGGCGGGCGGUGGAUAAAGCGUACGUGGACAAGACGUUCAACGGGGUCAGUUGGUUCAAGUAUCGCGAGCAAACGGUGAAAAACACACCAAUGCCGUCGAGAGAAGACGCGUACGAGGCGAUUAAAGCGAUGUUGAAGAAAUUGGACGAUCCUUUUACGAGAUUUUUGGAACCGGAUCAAUACGCGGCGGUGAGCGAGAACACAAUGAACGCGAACGUGAGCGGGAUAGGGGUGGAGUUGACGAUUGAUUCGGAUUUGAGCGUGAAAGUGGUGACACCGACGAUUGAUGCGCCGGCGUACGUGGCUGGAAUUAAGCCGUUAGAUAAGAUUUUGGAGAUUGAUGCGACCGAUGUGACUGGGUUGUCGUUGUAUGAAGUCGCGGAGUUGUUGCGAGGGCCGCAAGGUUCGGACGUUUUGUUGAAAAUCGAACCGAGCGCGACGCCGGGCAAAACGAAAAAUUUGAGCGUGACGAGGAAACAAUACGCGGUCGUUCCCGUGAAAUCGGAUUUAUGCACAUCGAAAAGCGGUGGUGAUUCCAUCGGGGUGGUUAAAUUGCAAACGUUCAACUCGUUAUCGGCGGCGAAAACCAAGGAGGCGUUGAGCGAUUUAGCGGCAAAAGGCGCCAACUCGUUCGUUUUGGAUUUACGAGACGACUCCGGUGGUUUAUUCCCGGGCGCGUUAGAUAUCGCCUCGCAGUUGAUGAAGAAAGGUUUGAUUGUUCAAAUCGCCGACGCCGAAGGCGUGCGCGAUACGUUCGAAGUCAACGGCAAACCCCUCGAGAAUGUUUACGAUAAGAAACUCUCCGUUAUCGUCAACAAAGGCACCGCGUCCGCCUCGGAAGUCUUAACCGCCGCCUUGCGCGACAACAAUCGGGCGACCGUUUUCGGCGACGAACCAACGUAUGGUAAAGGUUUAAUCCAAACCAUCGUCCCUCUGAGCGACGGGUCCGCCGUAAACGUCACCGUGGCGAAGUACCAAACGCCUUUAGGCACAGAUAUCAACAAAGUAGGCAUCGCGCCGGAUAAAAAAUUACCGGUUGGGAAAGACGGGCAAAUCAUGCCCGCAAAAUUAGACAAAAUUCCCAGUACGAACGAUGCCGAUGCUAGCGUUCUUAGUUUCUGCGAGUACGUCAGUUCCUUGGAAGACGGGACUUUCUAA